GAGACAGUUGGGUGAGGAGGAGGACGAGCUGUCCGAGGUAGAGCCGGACGCAGUGCCUCAGGAGGUGCGGGAGUGGUUGGCCUCAACCUUCACCCGUCAGCUCUCCAGCUCCCGAAGGAAGAACGACGAGAAACCCAGGUUCAGGUCUGUGGCCAAUGCUAUCCGCGCCGGCAUCUUCGUUGAGAGGAUCUACCGCCGUCUCUCCUCAGCUACCUUCCUUCAGCUGCCGCCUGAGGUCACCAGAAUCCUCAAGAGUGUGGAUGAUUGGAGCUUCGAUGUGUGGAGGCUGCAGGAGGCGAGCAACAAUACUCCCCUCCGCUGCCUGGCAUACGAGUUAUUGAACCGCUAUGGCCUUUUACACAAAUUCAAGAUGCCUCCGGCCACCCUGGAGACGUUCUUGACGCAAGUGGAGAGCGGAUACUGCAAGUACAAGAACCCUUACCACAACAACAUCCACGCUGCUGAUGUUCUCCAAACCAUGCACUACAUGCUCUCCCAGACGGGUCUCAUGAACUGGCUGAACGAUGUGGAGAUCCUGGCGACGUUAAUGGCAGCACUCAUCCAUGACUAUGAACAUACUGGCACCACCAACAACUUCCACGUCAUGUCUGGCUCCGAGACAGCCAUUCUUUAUAACGAUCGUGCAGUUCUUGAGAAUCAUCACAUCUGUGCUGCCUUCAGAUUACUGCGUGCGGAGGAGCAUAACGUGCUGGUUAACUUGUCUCGGGAGGAAUACCGAGAGUUUCGCAGCCUGGUCAUCGAAAUGGUCUUGGCCACCGACAUGUCGUCACACUUCCAACAAAUCAAGGCCAUGAAGACAAUGCUUGCACUGCAGGACUCGAGGUAUGCUGCGUGUUACUUAAGAAACCUGAAGGGGAUGGAUGCUGCAGCCACAGGGAGUCUCAAGAGAUCCGCAAAUAUGAAGACCUUCACCCUUCUUAUAGCUUCAUACCAACAGGGUGCAGAUGACCCUUGGUGCAAGGGCAAGUGUGCUAUAAUGUUCACUCAAAGAGCUGGGGUGAAAAAGCUCAUCCUUUGA
This is a messenger RNA of Cherax quadricarinatus, 1039 nucleotides long. The record is from RefSeq and is a predicted model, not a curated record. Lineage: Eukaryota; Metazoa; Arthropoda; Malacostraca; Decapoda; Parastacidae.